GUGUCGGGGCUGAUUCUCUGGCUGUGUGGGGCGCACGGUCCCGGGAUACUGGGGACGGCGGGGUGGGAGGGCGCCGUCCUGGGGCCGCGGCGGCCGGGCGGGGGAGAUGGCGGCGCGAUGGAGCAGCGAAAACGUGGUUGUAGAGUUCCGUGACUCCCAGGCAACUGCGAUGUCUGUGGACUGUCUUGGGCAGCAUGCAGUGCUUUCUGGUCCCUAUCCUUCAGGUUUCCUCCGGUGACUGAGAUCGUUGGCUGCUAAUGCUAAAGAGCGACUGGCAUCUCUCUUUAAGUGGGUAGACGGUGGAGGAGAUCAGCCGCAGAUUCUUAUACAUCGUCAAUCUAGAUGCCCCUUUCGAAGGUCACCGAAAGAUCUCUCGCCAGAGCAAAUGGGACAUUGGAGCUGUGCAGUGGAAUCCUCAUGACAGCUUUGCACACUAUUUUGCGGCUUCGAGUAACCAACGAGUAGACCUUUACAAGUGGAAAGACGGCAGUGGGGAAGUUGGCACAACCUUACAAGGCCACACUCGUGUCAUCAGCGACUUGGACUGGGCGGUGUUUGAGCCUGACCUCCUGGUUACCAGCUCUGUGGACACCUACAUCUACAUUUGGGAUAUCAAAGACACAAGGAAACCUACUGUUGCACUGUCUGCUGUUGCGGGUGCCUCCCAGGUCAAAUGGAAUAAAAAAAAUGCUAACUGCCUUGCCACCAGCCAUGACGGCGAUGUGCGGAUAUGGGAUAAGAGGAAACCCAGUACAGCAGUGGAAUAUCUAGCCGCCCACCUCUCCAAAAUCCAUGGCCUGGACUGGCACCCAGACAGCGAGCACAUUCUUGCUACCUCCAGUCAAGACAAUUCUGUGAAGUUCUGGGAUUACCGCCAGCCUCGGAAAUACCUCAAUAUUCUUCCUUGCCAGGUGCCUGUCUGGAAGGCCAGAUACACACCUUUCAGCAAUGGAUUGGUGACUGUGAUGGUUCCCCAGCUGCGGAGGGAAAACAGCCUUCUCCUGUGGAAUGUCUUUGACUUGAACACCCCAGUCCACACCUUCGUGGGGCAUGAUGAUGUGGUCCUGGAGUUCCAGUGGAGGAAGCAGAAGGAAGGGUCCAAGGACUAUCAACUGGUGACGUGGUCCCGGGAUCAGACCUUGAGAAUGUGGCGGGUGGAUUCCCAGAUGCAGAGGCUUUGUGCAAAUGACAUAUUAGAUGGUGUUGAUGAGUUCAUUGAGAGUAUUUCCCUUCUGCCGGAACCUGAGAAGACCCUGCACACUGAAGAUACAGAUCACCAGCACACUGCAAGCCAUGGGGAGGAAGAAGCCCUAAAAGAAGAUCCCCCUAGAAAUCUCCUGGAAGAGAGGAAAUCAGAUCAACUGGGGCUGCCUCAGACCUUGCAGCAGGAAUUCUCCCUGAUCAAUGUGCAAAUCCGGAAUGUCAAUGUGGAGAUGGAUGCGGCAGACAGGAGCUGCACAGUGUCUGUGCACUGCAGCAACCAUCGUGUCAAGAUGCUGGUGAAGUUCCCUGCACAGUACCCAAACAACGCCGCCCCUUCCUUCCAGUUUAUUAACCCCACAACCAUCACAUCCACCAUGAAAGCUAAGCUGCUGAAGAUCCUGAAGGACACAGCCCUGCAGAAAGUGAAGCGUGGCCAGAGCUGCCUGGAGCCCUGCCUGCGCCAGCUCGUCUCCUGCCUUGAGUCCUUUGUGAACCAGGAAGACAGCGCUUCCAGCAACCCGUUUGCACUCCCCAACUCUGUCACUCCCCCCUUACCGACGUUUGCGCGGGUGACCACGGCUUACGGGUCGUACCAGGACGCCAACAUUCCCUUUCCUAGGACUUCUGGGGCCAGGUUCUGCGGAGCAGGUUACCUGGUAUAUUUCACAAGGCCCAUGACAAUGCAUCGGGCGGUGUCUCCCACAGAGCCUACUCCGAGAUCUCUCUCAGCCUUGUCUGCUUAUCACACUGGCUUGAUCGCGCCCAUGAAGAUCCGCACAGAGGCCCCUGGGAACCUUCGUUUAUACAGUGGGAGCCCCACUCGCAGCGAGAAAGAGCAGGUCUCCAUCAGCUCCUUCUACUACAAGGAGCGGAUGUCUCCUCGCUCUGCCCGGCGGCGUUGGUCCAUACAAGCAAUUAACGACUUCCCGAAAUCAAGACGAUGGAAAAGUAAGCGUGAGGGAUCAGACUCUGGCAAUCGACAGAUCAAGGCUGCUGGGAAAGUCAUCAUCCAGGAUAUUGCUUGCCUCCUGCCUGUUCACAAAUCGCUGGGAGAGCUGUACAUAUUGAAUGUGAAUGAUAUUCAGGAAACAUGUCAGAAGAAUGCCGCCUCUGCCUUGCUCGUUGGAAGAAAGGAUCUUGUCCAGGUUUGGUCGCUGGCUACGGUAGCUACAGAUCUUUGCCUUGGUCCGAAAUCUGACCCAGAUUUGGAAACACCCUGGGCUCGACAUCCAUUUGGGCGGCAGCUGCUGGAGUCCCUGUUGGCUCACUAUUGCCGGCUCCGGGAUGUUCAGACACUGGCGAUGCUCUGUAGCGUGUUUGAAGCCCAGUCUCGGCCUCAGGGGCUACCAAACCCCUUUGGGCCUUUUCCUAACCGUUCUUCUAAUCUUGUGGUGUCCCAUAGUCGAUAUCCUAGCUUUACCUCUUCUGGUUCCUGCUCCAGUAUGUCAGACCCAGGGCUCAACACUGGCGGCUGGAACAUAGCGGGAAGAGAGGCAGAGCACUUGUCCUCCCCUUGGGGAGAAUCCUCACCAGAAGAGCUCCGCUUUGGGAGUCUGACCUACAGUGAUCCCCGUGAGCGAGAACGCGACCAGCAUGAUAAAAAUAAAAGGCUCCUGGACCCCGCCAAUACCCAGCAAUUUGAUGACUUUAAGAAAUGCUAUGGGGAAAUCCUCUACCGUUGGGGUCUGAGAGAGAAGCGAGCUGAAGUGUUGAAGUUUGUCUCCUGUCCUCCUGACCCUCACAAAGGGAUCGAGUUCGGCGUGUACUGCAGCCACUGCCGGAGUGAGGUCCGUGGCACGCAGUGUGCCAUCUGCAAAGGCUUCACGUUCCAGUGUGCCAUCUGUCACGUGGCUGUGCGGGGAUCGUCCAAUUUCUGCCUGACCUGUGGGCACGGUGGCCACACCAGCCACAUGAUGGAGUGGUUUCGGACCCAGGAGGUGUGUCCCACCGGGUGUGGGUGCCACUGCCUGCUUGAAAGCACUUUCUGAACCUACAGAAGUUGGGUAUUGUCUGAAAUCCCAGAGGACCCAUAAGUGCCGGUGACAAGCUGUCUGUCAGGGGAGAGGCUCCAGAACCUGGGUUCGUCCCCAGUGAGACCGGAGGAUGAUCCCCCAAGGACUGCGCAGCAUCAGCUCUUGGUGGGCCUCUGCCUUCUCUUCUGUUUGGCCACCUGGUGUGGAUGUCACUGUGUGAAGAUAAGGACAGAAGUGCAGAGCUGCGCUUUGUGUGUUGUCUAUGUCGGCUGAGCUACCAAGGUGGAAGUUUUCAUGGAGAAAAGCACCUGGCUCCAGGGCCAGUGUUACAGUGUUACCCUGUAAGGUGUUAGCCUUAAACCACCGAGCAGCGUUCUCUUGAUGCCAGUGCAGAGACCAGAGUCAGAUGCCCGAGGACAGUGGGUAGGAAUUUCAUCAACAAAUGGACCUAUGGCAUCAUGGCUUUAGAAGCUGGUACAUUUACUGAGCUGAUGGACAGUGGCCUUCUAAAAUAUGACACUUAAAUUGUAAAUAUGCACUGUACUUAAGGAUUCUUAAGAUGUAUUUUUUUGUUAUUUCUCCUCCAGCUGCUAUCCCUUGGCUAAUAAAAUUCUAGUAAUUUGAAAAAAAAAAAAAAGAGAGAAAGUUAAACAACAUUAUGGUGAAUCAUUUUUUACCCUAAUUCUAAUUGAAGGUAGCUAUUUUGAAUAGGACCAAAGUCAGUGCUCCGAUUUUUAAAGGAAAUGCUGAUUUACUUUUGUCAUCUGACAAGAGAAAAUGGAAUUUGACAUUUAAGGUUCUUCCUAGCCCCAAGAGUCUUAUUUCUUCUAGCAAAAGGAGGACAAGAUUGCCGUGCAGCAUGGAUAGAAAAGUCUCCCUGGCCAGGCCCCAUGGCUCAUGCCUGUAAUCCCACACUUUAGAAGGCAAAAGUGAGGGGAUCACCUGAGCUCAGGAGUUCGAGACCAGCCUGGGCAACAUAAGGAGAUCCCAUCUCUGCAAAAAAUUUAAAAAAUAGGCCGGGCACGGUGGCUCAUGCCUGUAAUCCCAGCACUUUGGGAGGCUGAGGUGGGAGGAUUACCUGAGGUCAGGAGUUCGAGACUAGCCUGGCCAACAUGGUGAAACCCCAUCUCUACUAAAAAUAGAAAAAUUAGCCGGGCAUGGUGGCGGGCGCCUGUAAUCCCAGGUACUGGGGAGGCUGAGACAGGAGAAUCGCUUGAACUUGGGAAGCAGAGGUUGCAGCGAGCUGAGAUUAUGCCAUUGCACUCCAGCCUGGGUGACAAGAGUGAGACUCUGUCUCAAAAAAAGAAAAAAAAAAUUAAAAAAAUAGCCGGGUGUGGUGGCACAUGCCUGUGGUCCCAGCUACUUGAGGGGCCGAGGUGGGAGGAUCACUUGAGUCCAGGAGGUUGAGGCUGCAGUGAGCCUUGAUUGCACCGCUGCACUCCAGCCUGGGCAACAGAGUGAGACCCUGUCAAUAAACCAAAGUCUUCCUUGCCUCUGUUCAGAUGGGCUGGGUUCCAGUGAGUGCCCUCACUCUUCCUUUAGGCUCCCUCGCAAACUGCCUGUGUUUGCCUGUGUUCUGAGUAGUUAUAACAUCUGUGUCCACCAAUUCUUCAGAAUGAUUUUCUUUUUUAAAGUUAAAUUUUUUUUUUUUUUUUUUAGAGAGAGAGACAGGGUCUCACUCUGUCACCCAGACUGGAGAGUGGUGAUGCAAUCAUAGCUCACUGUAGCCUCUAUCACCUGAGCUCAAGUGAUCCUCCCACCUCAGCCUCCCGAGUAGCUGGGACUACAGGUGUGCACCACCAUGCCUGGCUAAUUUCAGAAUGAUUUUCAACUUCACAUUUUGUAUGUGCCAGUGAAAAGAAAUCUUUUUUAUUAUUUCUACUGAAAUAUCUAUUUCUGUUUCUUAGAAUUUUACAGUUCCAAGUAGAUUAGCUUAGGGACUAGGACAUGUCUCAUAAUGGGAGAGCAUUGCAUAUUCAUGUGUUUCAAACUCCAGGUCAGGACCCAUUAGUGGAUUGUGACAUUGAUCUAGUGCGGAAAACCAGCAUUUAAAAAAAUGAAAUGGUGUAAGAGAAAAAUGAUCACAAUGUACCAUACAUAGCUAAGGAAAAUGUUUUGUGUAACUUGUUUACGUGUGUGCAGCACAUGUGUGCACAGGUGUAUACCGGAUCAUAGCGUAAAUUCAUUUCUUACUGAAAGUUGUAGUCAAAACAUUUUCACAACACUGUUUUGGAUGAAGCUUAUACCUCGUCCCCUGUGUUACUGGGCACAAAACUUCAGGAUGUAAGAAAGAACUGAGAUCCUGUGCAGUGGAACCAGAGGUUUAGUGCUGGGCUCUGGUCUGAGGUAAGGUGCCAGUGUCUCAGUAGCGUGAGCAGGGCGGGGGAGCCGCUGGGAGGAUGACAGGAGAAGGCCCAGCCGGGAAUUUGCAUACACAAAUUCUGUUGUAAUGGUGAUCACAGAAUAGGUUGGCUGAUUUACACAGAGAGAAAGGAUCUGUUGUGUUCCUCAGUGAAAUCACACCAUUUGCAGAGAGCAAUCUUUUCCUGUUCCCCACUGCUCAAGUUAGUGUAAAAACCUGUCCCUAUCUGUCCCCAUCAAGAAUGAGAUGUUUUUCUUGUUUUAUUGUUGGAGGAACAUUGACUUUCAAAAUUGAAAAACCUUAAUGGUGUGAAGAAAUUUCGAGUUUAAAAUAUUACAUAAUGUCAUCCUUCAAUACGGAAAUUCCUUUUGAAUUUCCAAGUUACCAGAACAAAAGUCUAAUAUUUUAAAAUAUUCAUGUUUGGAAACAGGUUGGUUGUCUGGUUGCGGGCCAUGGCCGAUAUUCUCUCAGCCGCAGAAUAGAUGAUUACAAGCACCUGA
Messenger RNA from Homo sapiens (human), 6038 nucleotides. RefSeq names its product WD repeat domain 59 (gene WDR59). The transcript has 28 exons. Gene Ontology annotation, cellular component: Seh1-associated complex; lysosomal membrane. The record is from RefSeq and is a predicted model, not a curated record. The coding region runs from base 966 to 3191 and encodes 741 amino acids. Lineage: Eukaryota; Metazoa; Chordata; Mammalia; Primates; Hominidae.